Molecule: messenger RNA, 2479 nt
Organism: Frankliniella occidentalis (western flower thrips)
Lineage: Eukaryota; Metazoa; Arthropoda; Insecta; Thysanoptera; Thripidae
Product: orexin receptor type 2-like
Exons: 5
Coding region: 1-990 (329 amino acids)
Biological process (GO): G protein-coupled receptor signaling pathway
Cellular component (GO): membrane
Molecular function (GO): G protein-coupled receptor activity
Source: RefSeq, a predicted model, not a curated record
AUGCAGGGCGUGUGUUUGUCGCAGACCGUGUCCGUAGCCGUGUCCGUGCUCACGCUCACCUUCAUCUCCAUCGAGCGCUGGUACGCCAUCUGCUUCCCGCUGCAGUUCCGCUCCACCAUCAGCCGCGCCAAGCGCGCCAUCGCGCUUAUCUGGGUAGUAGCGCUGCUCUUCGAUGUCCCCGAGCUGGUGGUGUUGCACACGGAGCAAAAGGAGCUGGGCGUGGACUCGGUGCUGCUCACGCAAUGCAUCUCGUCCUGGAACAGGCAGGCUGACAUGAUCUACCACUGCAUCAAGAGCGCCGUCCUGUACUUCGUGCCGCUCGGGUUCAUGCUCAUCGCCUACCUCCAGAUCGCGAGAGUGCUCUGGGACGAGGAGCAUUUCCCCGUGCACCAGCCCGUUACAUCCUACGGCUGCGGGCGGGGCCGGGGGGCUGCGGGGGCUGCGGGGACCCGCGGGCGAUCGCGGGGCGGCUGGCACGUGGCGGGGACGCGCGCGGGCCGGCGCACCUGGGCGGCCGAGGGGCAGGUGCGCUCGCGCAGGAAGGCCGCCAAGAUGCUCGUCGCCGUGGUGGCGCUGUUCGCCGUCUGCUACCUCCCCGUGCACCUGCUCAGCAUCCUCAGGCUCACGGUGGACAUCCCGCACUCCGAGGCGACCGUGGCCUGCUCGCUAGUGUCGCACUGGCUGUGCUACGCCAACAGCGCGCUCAACCCCCUCAUCUACAACUUCAUGAGCGAGAAGUUCCGGAAGGAGUUCCGCCGCACGUUCGGCUGUCGCUGGUGGCGGCGAAACGUCUCUCGGAAGUGGAGCCGUCGGCGAAGCUCUGCCCGCAGCGGACACGCCGGCACGGGCGUGACGCCCUUCACGCCCGGCACGCCGCACGCCACCAGGACCGUCAUCGUGCAGUUGGGGAGGAACUCACAGGUGGAGCUGAUGCCCUUGGCACCCAACAACCACCAAGCCGUCUGCGACCUGGACUGCUCGCGGUGCUAGACAAAUCGGAUCGGACCAUGCGAGCUGGACUUGCACUUAAUAAACAUUUUAUAUGUCAAAAAAAAAUUGGUCAGCACGAGGGGGCAGUAACUCCCUUUGAUGUGUACACAUGAUUCCCGAAAUACUUGAUUCGCAGUGAUUCCCGUCCACUUAUAUUCAUUCCUUAGGUUUUCUAGUGGUAGAAAACGCCUUUUUUUGACUAACUUGUAUCAGUUUCAUUAGUGUCCCACUUAGUUUAACCGAUUUCUGUUGAUUUCCAUUAAUUUUUAUCCUGAUGAUUCCCAGGCAGAUGUACACAUAAUUCCCGGAGUUAUUGGUCCCUCGGUUCAGCAGGAAUGCAUAUCUCUAUAAAACGUUUAAUUUCCUAAUCUUCUUUUUAAAAAAGAUGACAAAAAAGUACGCAGAAGAGAAAUUCGACGAGUCCUAACAACAAUGUUCUAUCUGCAGAGUGCGGAAUACACAAUGUUCUACCUGCAGCGUGCGGAAUACACAAUGUUCUAUCUGCAGAGUGCUGAAUAAACAAUGUUCUAUCUGCAAAACGCGGGUUUCGGGACACCUCCAAAGAAAUGCUUAUUACUCCGUAACCGCUCGUUCUACUUCACUUUUUGCAGUCAAUAAUUAAACAUUAGACCUUUACGAUUCUUUCCGUGUGCGCAGAUUGGCCUUAAUGUCUUCCAGUUACUUGCAAACCACACAAAGUUGAAGGGCUGCACCCAACCUCGUUUUGCAGAUAGAACAUUGUGUAUUCAGCACUCUGCAGAUAGAACAUUGUGUAUUCAGAACUCCGCAGAUAGAACAUUGUGUAUUCAGCACUCUGCAGAUAGAAAAUUGUUGUUGGGGCGCGUCGAAAUUUAGCUGAGCGAUUGUUUAGAACUUCGCACAAAAUUGUGCACCAUAAUGAAAUUUAUUUUGAUGGGAGAGCCUUAGAAGCAGCCUCAAUACGACGUGAAUAAAAUAUGAACUAUGUACAAAGAUAAAUGAACAGCUGGAUUUGCAAGACUGCUCACUAAUUACUGGAUAAAAUUUACUCUACAUUUUUAUUAUAUUUGAAUUGGUUCAUUUAUUUCUUCAGUAGCAGCGAUCGUUAUUGUAAAGGGGAAUUUAGGCAGAGAGACGCUUAUUACGGGCAUUACGUAGAAAAACAAUCGUUUUGUCCAAAUUGUAUAGUACUUGUUUCAAAAUUCCGUUAAAUUGAUAGACGUCUGAUACAUAUAUUAUAAUUAGGGGACGAAUAUUUUUGAAAUCUUGUCAAAUUUAUGCAUUCUAAUUGUUGCCGAUUCUCAGGCGUUAUUUUUCAUUAUACUGUCGCGAGGAGGGAAUGUGUGUGACGAUUGAAUAAAUAGUAAAUUUGUGAUAAAGUGUCAAAAACUAAUAAAUGUCUUGAUGAUUGAAUGCCUGAAAAGAUCAUGUUAGGACACAGCACCGUUAGAAAGUGGAGCCAGGCUGACGGGAGAGAGAUGGUGAUGACCAGCCUGAUAAUGAACUGUGA